AUGUGGGGCCUAUCGUUAUUGCUUGGCCUUGUCGCCGCCGCACCACACAAGCCCGGCAGGGAACGCGACCUGCCCGGCACCUUUGUGCGCUUCGCCGACCUCGAUCACUGUCCGCCACUCAGGCCACGUCCGAUCCCAACCCGCGUAGACGACGUACGUCCCGACGACUUCUCGGUCGUCAUGGCCCUCGGCGACUCGAUCAGUGCCGCUCUACUUGCGCGGGGCGGUUGGGACCCACAGACGCACACACCUUCCUCGCCACAGGAAGAGGGACAGGUUACCUUCCUUGCACCUUCUGAGCUACAGGCCCCAAAUCCCGGUGUCCCCGAUAUUCAGGAAUGGCGAGGACUAUCCUACGCCGCGGGCGGCGACGAGGGUGCACUCACCAUUCCCAACCUUCUCUCGCACUACAAUCCAGUGGUAGGGAUGAGUUACGGCCGCCACCCGGUGCUGUGUGUUGGUCUUGGCGAGGGAUGCCAUCCUCCCUCCGACGGACUUAAUGGCGCCAUCAGUGGAAGCAUUGCCGCCAGCCUACUUGGUCAGGCGAAAGAUCUCGUGCCGCGAUACAAGGCGCUCAAUGCCAGCGUGAGAGCGGGGUGGACGUAUGUCAAUCUCGCCGUUGGGGCCAACGACAUUUGCGCCUUCUGUCUUUCCUCCAACCUCCCACUAGGGCCUGGAUCACCUGAGGAAUUCGCAGCCGGAGUCUCUGCCGCAGUAGAGGUCCUCCGGCAGCAUAUCCCACGUCUGAUCGUCAACAUCGUCGGCCUCUUCCGCGUUAGCGCCGUGUACAAGCUCACCCUUGACGACCCAUACUGUCAAGGGCCGUACCAUCCUCCCGUUCCCCAUCUCCCACUCGAGUGUUCGUGCGCGACCCUGCCUGGACCUGUGGGCGACUACACGCGUCGACGGAUGGAUGAACUGGGCCAGGCGUACGAUGAGGCUGUGCGCCACCGGGUACGCCAAUGGGACGCCGAGCGGAACAGCACGUUUGCGGCUAUCUGGCAACCUGGAACGGCGCUCGACCUCGAGCACUACCCGAUUGAAGCAGUGUCCCCCAUCGACUGCUUCCAUCCGUCUGAGGAGGCUCAUAAGCGACUAGCAGCAGGCGUGUGGAAUCGCCUCGUACUCCCACAGGCCUACAAGACGUUCCCCUUCGCAUGGGAGGGUGACGUGUGGGUGCGGUGCUUGGAGGCCGACGACCGUGUACAGGUUAGACAGGUGUUGUAG
Cutaneotrichosporon cavernicola is the source of this 1227-nucleotide messenger RNA. RefSeq lists its product as uncharacterized. NCBI's taxonomy places the organism in Eukaryota, Fungi, Basidiomycota, Tremellomycetes, Trichosporonales, Trichosporonaceae. Gene Ontology annotation, biological process: phospholipid metabolic process. Gene Ontology annotation, molecular function: glycerophospholipase activity. The transcript is spliced from 10 exons. Bases 1 to 1227 code for a protein of 408 amino acids. The record is from RefSeq and is a predicted model, not a curated record.